UUGCCCUGCAGUCAGUCUGGUCUGCCUUCAGAGGAAAUACUGUCUGCAGGCUACUCUGUCAACACCAAGCGCAGCACCAGGCAGCCUGCCAGCUCACAGGCAUCAACUUUAUAACUAUGCCUGGCACCACAACAGGCAAGAAGCUGGAUCUCUCCAAGCUCACAGACGAGGAGGCCAAGCAUGUUUGGGAAGUCGUCCAGCGAGACUUUGACUUGAGGAAGAAGGAAGAGGACAGACUUGGGGAGCUAAAGACCAAGAUUGAAAAAGAAGACACCAAGAGAGAGCUGCUGGGCAACCAGACCAGCCUGACUGAGUCACACUGUAUUCGAUGUCUCCAGCCCUUCAAGUUCCUGGUCAACAGCAAGCGUCAGUGUCUGGACUGCCAGCUGUACAUAUGCAAGUCCUGCAGUCUUUACAACAAGAAGGAGCAGGGCUGGGUGUGCGAUCCCUGUCGCAUGACCAGGAUCCUCAAGAUUGGUACUUUGGAGUGGUACCAUGAAAAUGUCCGUGCCCGCUUUAAGCGCUUCGGCAGUGCCAAGGUGAUGAGAUCUCUUUUCAAGAGGUUGAGCGGAGAACCCAGUUGCUCCCAGAAUGACCUUGAAGAGCCUCAUGAAUACGAUACACAGAGCAUACCGGAGGUCCACGCAGAUGGGUAUGAGGAGAACAGUAUGGACACAACGGAUUCACAACACUACAAGGGGAUGAAAAAGGCCAAAAGGCGGCUAACUGUCGAUCCCUUUGAUUUUGAACCGGGCUUUGACAACUUCAUCAAUUCAAGAGGACGGCCAAACCAGGCCCCAGUCUCCCAUAACAUCAUGGACAUGGAUGUAGGUGAGAGGGAGUCAAUGCUUGCUGAGGCCGAUAUGGCCUCUGUUUUCCACCAGAUUUUGGAGGAGCAAUGCAAAGGUCUGCAUCUGGGAAUGGCUCCACAGCAAGAUAACCUUGCAUACCCAGACAACCAACCUACUCCAUCUCACUCCAUCUCCCAGCUCAGUUACUCCUCAUGUGGCAGUGGAAGUGCUUGGGGCCCCCGGGGCAGCAGCAGCUAUCUGCCCGGCCCCGAUGACUUAGAGGAAGAUGACCACUGCCAGCACUACCCUCUCUACCAGUCUCAUCUGGGCCACUGCAGCCACACCUCCCAGGAGAGCCUGAACUCACCAAAACCUUCGCCACAGAUCACUGACCUGAACAGACGCAUGUCAGCCAUUGAGACCCUCUUGAACCACUUAGAGCAGAAGGUCACCUCAACGUUUGACGAGACCAGUCAGGCUCCUCUGACUCCAAACAGCACCUCUCCUCUUCCUCAGUGGGAGGAAGUGGACUUAGAAGAGCAGCAACUGAGACAGAAGCUGCACGAAAUGACAGACAACAUCAGUGACCACGGCCUAACCUCUGAUGAGGACGAGCCCAGCAGACCACACUCCUCCCAAGAAAUCCCAGCAUGGAGGGGCCCACAGGGAGAUGCAAAGCCCACCAAAAUACCUACCAGGCCCUCAUCCAGAACAAGCAUUGUUCUCUGCAGACUUGAGGAGGAGCAACCUCGGCUGACUGACUCUCAGAAGUCAACAGAGAGCUUGGAAAGGAAGUUGCACCCUCUAGAGGAGGGAUCAAAGGCAAGCUUUAAAGGCUCAACAGCCUUACUGGUUGAGCUGGAGGACCAGGUAGCCCAGGCAGCUGCCAACGUCCAGAACGCCCAGAGUGAGGUCUCUUACAUAGAGAACAGGAUUGCUGCCCUGAAUGCUGCCGGCAUGCCAGUGGAUAAAAGAAGGUCUGCGAUCCCGAUCCAAGCAAGAAGACUUUCCCACAACUUUCCCACAAGCCAGGUGGACAGGUUUGUGAGGAACUCCCUCUACAGGGGCUCCCUGACUCAGAGGAACCCAGUGGCCAAGCCCAAGACCAGGGCUACCUGUGCGAAACCAGUAAUGACGCAGGGCUCAUGAGGAGGAGGCUGAGCAUUAUAUGACUGACGAGUUUUUCUGGUGACAACAUUUAUUACAGUUUGUCAUAAACUGCAAUUGGAAUGAAAGAGAUUCAGAGAUUGUCAGCUGGGAUGGGAGUGCUUGCAUUUAUAUUUAAAAUGUUUCUGUGUUAUUUUAUUGGGAUAGAUCCAUACCCUAUUGAUAUUAUAUGCUGGAGUGAUACAUGAUAUGCACUAACUUUGCUAGAUAUAAAUCUUAGUUUGCACUUAUGAUUUGCAUACAUUAACAUCCAAGUUAAUGCGUUCACCUUAAAGGGAAAGUUCUGUUUUUUUGAAGUGGGGUUGUAUAGGUCACUUAUCUAUUGACAGUAUAUUACAUACAGUAGAUGUCAAUCGGCACCCCCAGUUUAGAGAAGCAGGCUGGAGUCCAACAUGAAAGCUAAGCAAUGUACUGCUGUGGAGGAGUCAGAAACAAAACAUAUUUUAGCCGCCUAAAAAAAUCCCACCUAAUAAAAACAAUAUCAGUUUAAAUGUGCACUAUAUUUAGAAUAUCUUCCCUACUUUACUUUAAUGUCAGACGGUAACGGUAAUAUGAGGCCAUUAUAUCACUGUCUUCAAAGCCAGCCAAAACAGUCAUUUAACAUUGCUGAACACAGGAGCUGCUGGUCUACCGCUGUUUCAGUCAGUUAGCUAGUUUGUGCUAUUGUGUGACUUUGGUGUUUAGAGGGGUUAGUUCAGAUUCGCCAAAGUCAAACAAUAAGACAAAUUGACUGAUGCAGGCAGUGGUAGAUCAGAAGCUACCGAGUUCAGCGAGCUAAAAAUACUGUUUUUCUUGAUAGAGUCUGGUGGCUUUGAAAGUAUUUAAUUGAAGCCAUUGACAGCUUCCCCAUCAGAGCAGGCUGUCUGACAGAAAAGUAAAGCAGUAAAAACAUUCUCAAUAUAGCGUACACCUAAACGGAUAAUGAUUUUUUGAGGUGGGACUUUAUUUAAGGUGAUGUUAAGGUGACCCCCAUCCACAGCAGUACAUUGCAUAGCCUCCAUGUUGGACUCCAGUCUGCUUCUCCAAACUGGGCAUAUGCUAACUGAAAAAACACUGACUAUGGAUAAGUACCCCAUACAAGACCACUUCAAAAAAUCUGAACUCUCCCUUUAAUGUGCAAACACAUAUGCAUUUGCAGUUGUAAUCUGAAGUCCAUAGGUAUUUAUUCUAAUAUUCACAUGGUACAAAUGAAAACAUAAAACUAAAUGAAAUUGUUUCCAGAUUAAAGCAACAUGUUGAAUUAUGCUAUUUGUAGCCAUUCGGAAUACAGUGCAAUAAGAAACUACAAAUCUGUUUGAAAUACUUUUACAUUUAUUUUUCUUUUCUUAUUUUAAACAUUUUGUGAUGUUUUGUUAAUAUCUUCAGAAAUAGUUGUGAGGCUAAAUUAUCUGCAUCAUUUGAAUGAUAUCAUAGUUAGUACAGCAAGUUUCAUAAUGGCUAGUUAAAGUUAUAGUGAUGUAUAUGAAUCAAAUAAAUAUAGACAUCAAUGCACAUUCCUUGUGAAUACUAUGGCACAAUAUCAAAAUGGCAUUUAUGUUCAACUUUGAAUUGUGUAAUCUUUUCUUCUCUCUCAUAUUCAUGUCAUAAAAGCUUAAAUGAAAUUUUUUUUUAUUAUUGUCACCAGUGAUUUAAAUAGGAACUAUUUGAAAGUUACUGGUGCAGAUUACACAUUUAUAAAUGUUUAUGUUGUCAAUGAUAAAGGAAUAGCCAUAUUUUUGAUUUGAAGAUGGUUUAAUGAUUUCCAUUAGCUGUUUGCACAUACAAACGGAUGACAAACUAAAGAAAAAAACUAAAUUAAUGAAGAGCAGAGAAACACACAAAUGCAGGAGCUUCCAUGCAGGUUACAAAGAGUCACUAAAUGGCAGUGAUAUAAAUUGUAUGGCCUUUGCAGUCACAGGAUUUCCUGGAAUUAGUCACCCAUCUGUAGAUGUUUAACAUUGUAUUCUCUUUUAUUCUAUUUUCAGUUAAAGCCUCACUUUCAUUAUAUGUGUAAUUCUAAUUAUGCAGAUCGUUUGUCUCAU
Epinephelus moara (kelp grouper) is the source of this 3979-nucleotide messenger RNA. RefSeq names its product melanophilin b (gene mlphb). Gene Ontology annotation, biological process: intracellular protein transport. The transcript has 16 exons. The record is from RefSeq and is a predicted model, not a curated record. Gene Ontology annotation, molecular function: myosin binding; small GTPase binding; actin binding. The coding region runs from base 117 to 1940 and encodes 607 amino acids. NCBI's taxonomy places the organism in Eukaryota, Metazoa, Chordata, Actinopteri, Perciformes, Serranidae. Gene Ontology annotation, cellular component: cortical actin cytoskeleton.